CGCUCGCAAGGUGAAUCGCCGCGGCGGCAGCCGGGGCAGCGGGCUCGGCUCGGGCGCUGCCGCCCGCGUCCGGAGUGGCUCCUCCAAGGGCCGUGGAGGAGGAUCCCUCGGCCGCCCCCGGCUUCCCUUCACCCGGAGUGCUUGGAUGCUGUAUGGAGUAAAUGAGCGGAGGGAGCGAGAGAGCACAGAGGCUGAGAGGCGCUCGGAGAUCGGGACCAGGGGAGACAGGCGAGCGGCUAGCUUCCCCCUGCGGGGCUGAACAUGGAUUCCCGAGCCCUCGGGGGCUUCACUUUGCUGCUCUUCAGUUUAUGGCAUCUGGGAUUAACUGCAAUAAAUUAUAAUUGUGAUGAUGCACUGGUAUCUCCCUUACCUUCAACAGCCCUUACCAGUUCCUCUGAGCUCUUCAGUACCCACAGUCCCAGCUUUGCAAAGCUCAACAGGCGAGAUGGAGCUGGUGGCUGGUCCCCUCUGGAGUCAAACGAGCAGCAGUGGCUGCAGGUUGAUCUUGGGGACAGAGUGGAGAUUGUUGCAGUCGCGACCCAGGGUCGGUACGGGAGCUCAGACUGGGUAACCAGUUACACACUGAUGUUCAGCGACACCGGACGCAACUGGAAACAGUACAGACAAGAUGAUACCAUCUGGGUUUUCACAGGGAACAGCAAUGCUGACAGUGUGGUUCACCACAAGCUGCUGCACUCCUUGAAAACUCGCUUCCUGCGCUUCGUCCCUCUGAAGUGGAAUGUCGGAGGGCGGAUAGGGCUGAGAGUUGAGGCCUUCGGCUGCUCCUAUAAGUCAGACAUUGCAGACUUUGAUGGCAGAAGUUCACUUCUCUACAGGUUUAAUCAGAAGCUUAUGAGCACAUUCAAAGAUGUGGUUUCCUUGAAGUUCAAGAGCAUGCAGGGGGAUGGAGUCUUAUUCCAUGGAGAAGGACAGCGGGGAGACUACAUUACCUUGGAACUGCAGAAAGGGAAGCUCUCCUUGCACAUCAACCUGGGGGACUCCAACCUGCACUUCAGUAGCAGCCACACAUCUGUCACCCUGGGCAGCCUCCUGGAUGACCAGCACUGGCAUUCGGUUCUCAUAGAACGCUUCAACAAGCAAGUGAACUUCACGGUGGACAAACACACCCAACAUUUCCGAACGAAGGGGGAUUCAGAUCACUUGGAUAUUGAUUAUGAGCUCAGUUUUGGAGGUAUUCCUGUACCGGGGAAACCAGGAACCUUUCAAAGGAAAAAUUUCCACGGAUGCAUUGAGAACCUUUAUUACAAUGGAGUCAACAUAAUUGACCUGGCAAAAAGGCGCAAACCUCAAAUCUAUACUGUGGGUAAUGUGACCUUUUCUUGCUCGGAACCACAAAUUGUUCCCAUCACCUUUGUGAGCACCAGUCGAAGCUACUUGCUACUACCUGGCACUCCUCAAAUUGAUGGUUUGUCAGUCAGCUUCCAGUUUCGGACAUGGAACAAAGAUGGCUUACUUCUGUUCACUGAAUUGUCUGAAAAUUCUGGACCGCUCUUGGUUUACCUCCAUGGUGGGAGAUUGACAUUACUUAUUCAGAAAGAGACUGAGAACCCAGUGGAAAUCAGUGAAGGUGCCAAUCUCCACGACGGGCUUUGGCAUUCUGUUAACAUCAAUGCCAGAAGACAUCGCAUUACUCUGACACUGGAUAACAAUGCUGCCACUGCCAGCCAUGCAACCACUGUCUCAAGGAUCUACUCUGGGAACAGCUACUAUUUUGGAGGGUGCCCUGACAAUUUCACUGAUUCCCAGUGUUUAAAUCCCAUUACUGCUUUUCAAGGCUGUAUGAGGCUCAUCUUUAUUGAUAACCAGCCCAAGGACCUCAUUUUAGUUCAGCAAGGCUCCCUGGGGAAUUUUAGUGAUUUACACAUUGAUCUGUGUGGCAUCAAAGACAGAUGUUUACCCAACUACUGUGAACAUGGAGGUAAAUGCUCUCAGUCCUGGAGCACCUUUUACUGUGAUUGUGGUGAUACGGGCUACACGGGAGCGACUUGUCACAACUCUAUCUAUGAACAUUCCUGUGAGGCUUACCGACACCAAGGGAAGACAUCAGGCUUCUUCUACAUCGAUUCUGAUGGAAGUGGACCACUUGGACCACUCCGUGUUUUUUGCAAUAUCACAGAAGAUAAGAUCUGGACUGCAGUGCAGCACAACAGCACAGGGCUAACCAGAGUCCAAGGAGCUGACCGGGAGAAGCCGUACACCAUGUCCUUCAACUACAACAGCAGCGCGGAGCAGCUGGAAGCCGUGAUAAGCAGUGCAGAGUACUGUGAGCAGGAGGCAACCUACCACUGCAAAAAGUCACGUCUCCUGAACACCCCGAGUAAGUGCCAUGGUCCCUGA
Empidonax traillii (willow flycatcher) is the source of this 2358-nucleotide messenger RNA. Its product is annotated as contactin-associated protein-like 5. The transcript is spliced from 13 exons. Bases 262 to 2358 code for a protein of 698 amino acids. NCBI's taxonomy places the organism in Eukaryota, Metazoa, Chordata, Aves, Passeriformes, Tyrannidae. The record is from RefSeq and is a predicted model, not a curated record.